This is a messenger RNA of Odontomachus brunneus, 3117 nucleotides long. RefSeq lists its product as uncharacterized. The transcript has 5 exons. Lineage: Eukaryota; Metazoa; Arthropoda; Insecta; Hymenoptera; Formicidae. The record is from RefSeq and is a predicted model, not a curated record. The coding region runs from base 42 to 1436 and encodes 464 amino acids.
GCGUUCUGUAACGUUUGGCUAGUGAGCGGCAUGAAUCCGGCAUGGAAAGCGAGGUGGUCGUGCUUUAUAGCCAGUUCUCGCGAGAAGCGUCCCGAGUCAGUGGAUGCGCGGCGGAUAAGACUCCGCGUCUCGUACGGAUUCAUUCUUACUCUCGUGGACGGCGAUCGUACGAGUCGGCUCGGGAGUAUGCGGCAGCAGUGAGGAAGGAUGGGCCGAUCGCAUUCCUCGCAUCAAAAUGUAUCAAUGGAACGAACAUGAGCGGAUUAUUGUUUAUUACAUUGAUUGUAACUCACACGGUCACAGGAUCGUGCUUACCCGCCGCCAAGGAGAGAUACGUAAGAAGACUGAUACGAGAUUGGGCACCUCUGGUAUGGCUUGCGCCUGGAGAACGAUUUCUGCCUCUUGGCGUACCUGAAUUCCUGGAUAACGUGCAGUCGGAUCAAUAUUAUCUUCGCACUAGAAUGGACGUAGAAUUCUUACUGAGGAAUCAAUCGUCCUUCCUGUACGGUCGAAAACCCGCCGGAACCGUGCCAGUCUAUGCUCUCACGAAGAAGUGCAUUUCCACGGAGGCGAAGGUACGCGCGCCGACGUUAAGUCGGACGCCGAGGAAUGACCAAAGCGUUUUAACGCUGCUACGCGAUAAUGAACUUUCGGCCGAACUACGACCUGACACCGGGACUGGCGACCUAAGAGCACAAAUAGUAUCUCAAGAACGAAUACAACAGACGGCGACGGGGUCGCGAUUCGACACGAGAAGAGGAGAGAACAGUUGUCGUCGGAAGGUGCACUUUCACGUGACCUAUUGGAUGUUCUAUCCGUUCAGCGAGGGAAAGACGAUUUGCGUGCUGAAUCUUGGAUUUUUCGGUAGCUGGCCGAUACCCACCGUAGGCAGUGUAUGCAUAGGUACGCUCAAAGAGUAUGGCAGUCAUAUCGGCGAUUGGGAGCAUAUGAGUCUGUACUUCAAGGAUAAGGAGCAUCCUCUGACGAUGUACGUAUCGGCGCACGACGCGGGUGCGUUUUAUCGAUACGACCCGCAGAACGGCACUUUCGUCUACGAGAGUCAAGAGACCAGAAAAGGUCUCUUUCAGAAGCCGACAUUUCCCGAGAAGGUUUACACAGCCGGCGGUUCGCACCCGAUUUUAUUUAGUGCUCGUGGCUCUCACGGGCUCUGGACAGCUCCGGGAAAGCAUAAGUUUGUUCGGGUUCCCCGUCUGUAUGACGAGAGCGGAUUUGGAACUGCCUGGCCGACGUGGAAAAGAUUGGAACUGCUUUCAGAAGAAGAUAAUAAAGCUUUGCCGGGCUGGAUGACUUUUAAGGGCAAAUGGGGUAAUCCCAGAAGCAACUGUCAUCCGUUAGCGAAAUUAGGAUUUAACAUUUGCGAAUUCGUCGAUGGCCCAACCGGGAUUCCUAUGAAAAAAUUCAAUUUUCGUUGUUAAGAUCUAUCACACGGAAAGAAUAGAUUUCAGUUCGUGCACAGAGAGAACGAUUUGAUGAAUCAAAUAAACGUUUCUUUGGAAUGGUCCAAACAAAUUUUUUGGUUGACCAAACAAAGUUUUGGUUGGUAGAAAUAUUUUAUUGGAACUAAGCCGUAACUAAAUAUUUUUGUUGUGUCAAACAAAACUUUGUUCAAUCAAUCAAAAAAUUUGUUUGGACCAUUCCAAAGAAGUGUUUGUUUGAUUCAAUCAAAUCGUUCUCUCUCUGUAUGUAAUUGAAUAGAGACCAGAUAAAAAACUCGUUGACAUGAAAUAUUUCUGUUAUUCUAACCGAAAACAUUUAUUUGAACAUUCAGCUGUUUUAAAACUCGGUUGAAAUAACUGAGAGCAAUUAGCUGAGCAGAAACCUCCUAUGGGAAUCUUUCUGUUUCUACAACUGAGUUUUUCAUCUGGUUCCUAGACAACAGAAAAUUCAGUUACACUAAUGGAGUUGUUUUUUCCGUGUAUGAUUAAGAAGUCACUUUGAAAUGAACCUAAAGAUAAGAACAUUCAUUACAAACUGAACUUUAUCUUAGAAUGGUCGAAUGUGAAUACGCGCGCAUGUGUGUAUGUAUGUAUGUGCGAGAAAAGAGAUAAAUUGGUGGUGAGAUGCCAAAUAAGGAUGCCAAAGAUGGAUUAUCAAAUAAUCCACAUGAGAUUUUUAUCGUUUAAUUUAUUCGAAUGAUCGACUCAUCUUUUGAUUUUUCGACGAACAAUUGAGAAGUAUUUUAAUAUCUUUAUAAACGUGUUCAUCUAGCGAAAGCGAAGCUUCGUUGAAAAUUGACAGUCGAUAUAUAAAAGGAUAAUAAAAUAUUAAUCGUUCAUUAUAAUCUACAUGUACAUAAUCAACAAACGAUAAGUGGUGUGCACUUUUAGGCAUCUCGCAUGUGAUAUAGUCUUAAGACCACAAUAGGCAAAUUGUCUUGCGCAGUGAUCCAAGCCAUUGGCCAUUUGCGUUUCACUCUGUCCGUUCUAUUCUGGAAUGUCUCAGCGAUGCUGAUGCAUUUGUUCAACUUCUCUACCAUAGGCUUCAUGACUCUCUUCAGCAUACUCAGCAGCUCAGAUAUCAAGAGAUAAAUCAAUAAGCAGACCUAUUCAGAGACCUCAUCCUCGUCCACACCCUCUAUGGCAAUACUACGUAUGCCAUUUCUCAACAAUGGCGUACCCUUAUCCUUUGCCAGAACCCGUGCAUUCAGUACAAUCUUCAAAGGUGUGCCAGAUGAACAACACAUUACUUCAAUAUCCUCUUUUAAUAUCUUCUCUUUGUAGGCUAACAAUUCCACUUUUAAUCUAAUAGAAUAAUCAAUUAUUAAGUUUGGAUGAACUCAAAAGAAGGAGUAUAUUGAUUAAUGGAGAAAGUUAUGUAUGCAAUAAAAUUUUAUACCUUAAGCCAUCUUUAUCUUGUGCAAAAUCAACAAUAUGACAGUUUGCAUUUUGAUUUCCUGCUAUUAUUGCCGGUGUUACUGUUUUUCCUUCCAGAUGAAUACAUGUAUUCCAUGGCACUGAAAACUCUAUAUGGUAUCUGAAACAAAUGUAUGGAAUAUAUCCACUGUUUCCUAUUUUAUAUACAAUAUAUGUACAGAAACACAAAUGUAUUAUGUUGUAUGAGAGAAAUAUAUGAGAGAACAAAAGUUUUAAUAAAUAA